AUGGAGAAACCGCAUUUUAUACUGCAGCUCGGAACAAUCGUAAAGAAAUUGCUGAACUUCUUAUUUCACAUGGUGCUGAUAUCAAUGAAAAAAAAAAAUAAAAAUGGAGAAACCGCAUUUUAUACUGCAGCUCGGAACAAUCGUAAAGAAAUUGCUGAACUUCUUAUUUCACAUGGUGCUGAUAUCAAUGAAAAAAAAAAUAAAAAUGGAGAAACCGCAUUUUAUACUGCAGCUCGGAACAAUCGUAAAGAAAUUGCUGAACUUCUUAUUUCACAUGGUGCUGAUAUCAAUGAAAAAAAAAUAAAAAUGGAGAAACCGCAUUUUAUACUGCAGCUCGGAACAAUCGUAAAGAAAUUGCUGAACUUCUUAUUUCACAUGGUGCUGAUAUCAAUGAAAAAAAAAUAA
This is a messenger RNA of Trichomonas vaginalis G3, 405 nucleotides long. RefSeq names its product proteasome regulatory particle assembly. The transcript has a single exon. Bases 1 to 405 code for a protein of 134 amino acids. Gene Ontology annotation, molecular function: protein binding. The record is from RefSeq and is a predicted model, not a curated record. NCBI's taxonomy places the organism in Eukaryota, Parabasalia, Trichomonadida, Trichomonadidae.